Entrophospora sp. SA101 is the source of this 423-nucleotide messenger RNA. The record is from the annotation of a GenBank genome assembly. NCBI's taxonomy places the organism in Eukaryota, Fungi, Glomeromycota, Glomeromycetes, Entrophosporales, Entrophosporaceae.
AUGAUCGGCAAGUAUACCGGGUAUACCGUUGAUGAUAAAAUCAACAUCACUUAUUCAUAUUGGGAUGGAACUGGUCAUCGAAAAACCGUUACAUGUAAAAAAGGUGACUCGAUCUCAGCAUUCCUAGAAAAAUGUAGGCAACAAUUUCAUGAGUUACGUGGUGUUAGUGUUGAUAAUUUACUAUAUGUUAAAGAGGACUUGAUUAUUCCACAUGUAACAAGAGGUAAAUCUGGUCCCUUGUUUAAUUUUGAUGUACAUGAUGAUGUUAGAUUAACUCAUGAUGCAACUGUUGAAAAAGAUGAGUCACAUGCAGGCAUGGUAGUUGAAAGAAACUGGUAUGAAAAAAAUAAGCAUAUUUUCCCGGCAAGUAGAUGGGAAAUUUACGAUCCUGAAAAAAAUUAUGGAAAAUAUACUAUCAAAUAA